GCACGAUGAGCAUGUGGAGCGAGACUCACGACACCCUGGUGGCCUACAAGAGCGAGGGCAGCGCCUGCAAGUACGCCGACCGCCUCAUGGGCGGUCUGAACUCCGCCACGGCCCAGACGCCGUAUAUCACCUCCAAGAACUACUGCGCUGUGAAUCGCGGCCUCUUCGGCAAUGGCGAGGUUUGUGGACGGUGCUAUCGCCUGACCUACCGCGGUGGCCAUGAGCAGGGGCUCGGUCGCCCGGGCAGCGACGUAGUUCAGAUCGUGGAUUCGGGCAGUUGGGCAACGUUCGAUUGCCACAUGACGGCCUUCAAGAAGAUCACCGACUAUAACACUGGCUUCUUCCCCAUCACCUAUCAGGAGGUGGCGUGUGAUACUUCCUCGACGGGACCAGUGGCCGGAGUUCUGCAAUACGACUACUACUUCACGAAGAUCGUUUUCAGCAACCUCAGGUAUCCGGUCCAAUCUGCUGAGCUCACCAUCGGCGGGAAGAAGCACCAGAUGAAGCUCAUUGGUGGAUGGUGGUCGGCCUGGACCGGACCCAUUGAGGGGAAGACCUCCUUCAAGAUCACGGAGGAGAACGGCUACGUCGUGAACUUUCCCAACUGCUUCAACGGCGAGUGGAAGAACCGGAAGACCGGCGAUGCGUGCUACGCAAACAGAGGCCAUCGCUCUGCAAAGCUCCUGGCCAAUGACACCCUGUCAGAGGGCGUCGAGAAGACCGUGGAGCUGGCAAAGGUGGAGAGUAAUAUGACCCAUCAGCCACAACUGCAGGCGAACAACACCGUCCUCUUCCCUUAG
Symbiodinium sp. CCMP2456 is the source of this 800-nucleotide messenger RNA. The record is from the annotation of a GenBank genome assembly. Lineage: Eukaryota; Dinophyceae; Suessiales; Symbiodiniaceae.